Symbiodinium pilosum is the source of this 672-nucleotide messenger RNA. NCBI's taxonomy places the organism in Eukaryota, Dinophyceae, Suessiales, Symbiodiniaceae. The record is from the annotation of a GenBank genome assembly.
AUGUCCUGCGCCUUGGUUCUCUUCAUGACGCCCGGGUUGGCAUUCUUUUACGGCGGAUUAGUACGCGAUAGCAAUAUCGUGAACACUAUGAUGAUGAGCAUCAUCUCCAUGGGGCUCACGACUCUCACUUGGAUGAUCUUCGGCUUCUCCUGGUCCUUUGAUGCCUGGGGCGCCGGCAAGGGCUUCACCUACGUGGGCUUCCGCAACUUGGACGGUGUCUGGCCCGACACCACGAUGCCAGGCUUGACCUUUGCCAUUUUCCAGAUGACCUUCGCGAUAAUUGGGGCCGCGAUUAUCUCUGGCGCAGUGGUGGAGCGCAUCCGCUUCUCUGCCUAUGCUAUCUUCAUCGUCGUUUGGGUGCUGGCUGUUUAUGUCCCGCUGUGCCACUGGAUUUGGGGCGGCGGCUGGAUCGCCGAGAUGGGUGCCAAGGAUUUUGCGGGAGGCACCGUGGUGCACAUCAGCUCCGGCACCUCCGCCAUCGCGCUGGCGUCCCUGCUGGGUGAGCGCAAGCACCGGGCGGAGAGCUUCCCGUCAAACCUGCCCUUCGUGAUCCUGGGUGGGGGCAUCCUCUGGCUGGGAUGGACCGGCUUCAACGGCGGCUCGGCCUUCGCCGCCAACGGCGACUGUGCUCUGGCCGUCGCCACCACGUAUGUGGCUGCCGCAGCCGCCAUG